UCACUCACACACAACCACAACCACACACACACACACACACACACACACACAGUUACCAGCCCCACCCCACCUCCAUCCCCCAGUCCACUUGUCAGCGGAAAUGCCUGGCUGAACACUGCAGGUAGUUCCUCGUAGCAGCAGCAGGUAAACUUUCGCACUCAGGUGGGACUGAGAACACUAGCUAUAACUGAGUCUGCUCUGUUUCAGUUCCCUGAUCUACAGCUGAGACCUGGACCAGUGGGAGAGUUCCUCAUUCCUGCUGUUUUUCCCUCUUCCCAUUCGCACAAGCUUGACUCAGGGGAUCUUGACUCAUGCUCUCAUCCAGAUUUUGAGAAAGAGGAACUCAUGUGAGAAUGGGGUCAGAUGAGGCCUACAACUUUGUCUUUAAAGUGGUGCUGAUAGGGGAGUCCGGCGUAGGCAAGAGUAACCUGCUCUCACGCUUUACCAAGAAUGAGUUCAACCACGACAGUCGGACCACCAUUGGCGUGGAGUUCAGCACCAGAACUGUGCAGCUAAACAGCUUGACCAUCAAAGCCCAGAUAUGGGACACAGCCGGACUGGAGAGAUAUCGUGCCAUCACCUCAGCGUAUUACCGCGGGGCCGUCGGAGCGCUGCUAGUUUAUGACAUUUCAAAGCACCUGACCUACGAGAGCGCAGAGCGCUGGCUGAAGGAGCUUUACGACCACGCGGACCCCCACAUAGUGGUCAUGCUGGUGGGCAACAAAUCAGACCUGGCAUCGAUACGGUCUGUGCCAACAGAGGAUGCAAAGGAUUUUGCAGAAAAAAAUGGACUCCUGUUUAUGGAAACUUCAGCCUUGGAGUCAACAAACGUGGAGAUCGCCUUCAACAGCGUCCUGGAGGAAAUCCAUAAGAAGGUGAGCAGUAAAGAGGUCACCCGCGGGUCAAUCAACGCCGUGUCACUGUCCAGCCCCCAGCCUGCGCAGUCCGACGCACAGGAAGAGAAGAAGGCCUGCUGUAAGAACUUGUAGGACGUUCUUGAGAAACAGCAGAGAGGCAGAGAGGACCAGAAGAACUUCUCCAUCAUCAUCCAUGAAUGGACAAAGGGCUCUUCCAUUCACUUUUAAUCCCCAAAAAUUCAUAGGAACCACUUUUUCGAUGACUGACAUAACCUGAUGUAUUCUGCAUGCCAUGUGACGACUGCAUGACUGUCAUGAGAAAGUAUUUUUGUAUGUCUUAUUGUUUCACAAUUCUUAAAAAAGUUUAAAAGUUUUUUUUUGACCUGAUCUCUAUUGACUUCAUCUGCAUAAUAGAAUAGAUGACCAAAGACUAGGUGUUCAGUACUCUUUUGUAUAAUAACAGAAAACCCUUUUACUUAAAUUAGACUUAAAAUUGAAGCCAGUGGGCAGUUGCUGAAUUCUAUGAAUGAUUUUGAGAUACAGUACCAGUCAAAAGUCUGGACACACCUUCUCAUUCAAUGGUUUUCUUUAUUUCUUUCUUUAAUUUAUUUUCUAUAUUGCAGAAUAAUAUUAAAUAUGUGAAAACAAUCAAAGGAGACUUUUGUUGUAGUAAAACAUGAUAAAAAGUACUAACCUUUGUUGAAUAGCACACCUCCGUUCUCCCACAGCGUUCUGAGAUCCAGUAAUUCUGUGCUGUUUGCCCAGCACUUUUUACAAAAGGGUGCUUCAGAGCAUAAUUUGCACUGAUAAGUCACUUUUUACACCAUUAUCCAGGCUCAAACUAGCUCCACACCUCAUUAAUAGAAUCUGGAGAGCCCUGGCAUUUAAAACGAGGCAUUAAUAACUUUUUUAAAAAGUGCAAAAGAAGCUUAUUAAAAAACACUAUUUACAACCUGUAACACUAGCUUCAGCUCUGGGAGCCGUCAUCACCGUAUUGGUUAAGGGACACAUAUGGAAUUAUGUAGUAAACAGUAAAAAAAAAAAAAAAAAAAAAAAGUGUUUGUCCUCCACAAUCCCCUGAUCAACUGAGAUGUAGGGCGUGAAGAAAGAGCAGCAACUAUUGUUCAGCACCUCCAGGAACUCCUUUAAAACACUGAGAAAACACUCUUGGUAUUUAUAAAAAUCUGUUUAACAAACUCAAAAUCAGCGUCAGCUUUAAUGUCUUCAAUAUUAAAUUUACAAUGUAAAAAAUCAAAAAAAGAAAAAAAAAACACUUUGAAUGAGAAGAGGUGUGUCCAAACUUUUGACUGGAUAUAUAUGUGUGUAUAUAUAAAGGGAAUCCAAGGCCUUAACAACUGUUACACUCUAACAAUGCAAAGCAACUGACCAAAGCUCUCAAUUCAUUUUUUCUGAGUGCAGACCUUAACUUUAACACUACAUUUCCCUUUAAAUGCCACUUUUUAAUUAUGUACAUUACAAACUGAGCAAAUAUUAUAGUAUAACGACUACUGCGCUGGCCUGUGGGAUGUGGGUGGGGUUUCUGCUAGAGUCGCUUGUCUGUUGUCUGCUUACGUGGACAAUUCUAGCCAGAUGCCGCCAGUCACCAUUAUUAUCCACUGCACUGUCCACUGUGGGUGGUAAUGCCUUCUGUGACAUAUUUUCUGUACAUGUGUGACACUGUGAAUGCCAUUACAUCACCACCAGAAUAUAUUCAUUUACAAUGGUUUCUGUCAAGGGAUGAAUAUAUAUAUAUAUUAGGCAGCAAGUGAACAGUCCAAAAUAAGACAGCUGGUGAAGUAGUGACCAAAGCUCAAUAAUUUAACACAUAGAGACCCUAACUCACAAGCACAGGACACAUGUAUUAAAAUCUUCAUAUGUGGGAAUCUGUCAUUAUGAUACAGAUGUGGUGGACAGAGAUUGUGUUUAAGAAAUGUUGAAAUAUUUCCUUUAAAAAUGAUUUAUCUGCCUAUCCUAAUGUGUCCACAUGCAAACCAGUGUAUAUAAAUAUGUGAGGAAGAUGCCAUUCAUGGAACUCUACAAUAUGAUCUUUUAAUUUUAAAUAGUGAGAUCAGAUUAAAUAUAUUCCUUCUUGUUACACUAAACUGUUGAGUCUGAAUCAUUAUGUAAUAUUCGUAGCAAAUUAUAAAUAAAAUUAAAUGCACCCAUAUAGAUUUACUGUUUUAUCAGAGAGCUUUGAGUGCUGUUAAAAGAUGAACAUUAUCAAGGAAAAGGUCAGCUUUAAUACUAAUAAAUAAAUACCACAUUA
Messenger RNA from Astyanax mexicanus (Mexican tetra), 3123 nucleotides. RefSeq names its product RAB25, member RAS oncogene family b (gene rab25b). NCBI's taxonomy places the organism in Eukaryota, Metazoa, Chordata, Actinopteri, Characiformes, Acestrorhamphidae. The transcript has 5 exons. Gene Ontology annotation, molecular function: GTPase activity; GTP binding. The record is from RefSeq and is a predicted model, not a curated record. Gene Ontology annotation, biological process: exocytosis. Gene Ontology annotation, cellular component: recycling endosome. The coding region runs from base 354 to 989 and encodes 211 amino acids.